AUGCAUAUAUCGUGUCCGCUUAAGCCCCCACAUCAAGGGUGCAAAGGCUGCCCCAUGCUUGAAACCAUCGGCUGGAGGUGGCCUUUGUUUAUUAGUCGCAGUAUUUUGAUGAAGCACCGAAUCCGCCUUACGCCUCUGGCCUGUGCAUCAAGGGACAUGGGUAAGAUAUCCCGGUGCUCAUUUCUUCCAUCCAAUGUUGUGGGCUUGUGUCUGUGCAACUCAUUUAUUACCCCACAGGCGCUUUCUCAGCUUUCAAAUAGGAAGGUGAUUCUUUGUCCCCAUGGAGGAAGUUUAACACAGGGGAUGGACAGGAGUGGCUAUGACACUCGUUAUGGAGAUCAUUUCGUAUUGGAGGAUCACCAUGGCACAUCUGUGACAACCCGUUGCCGUAUUCUACGACUAUCUUGUCGUUGGGUCCGAGAUAAUCAAUGCACAUCGCCAAAGGUCCAUUCGCAGGAGGGUGCACGAACGAGAGUUGUUGCGUUAUAG
Messenger RNA from Pochonia chlamydosporia 170, 489 nucleotides. RefSeq lists its product as hypothetical. The coding region runs from base 1 to 489 and encodes 162 amino acids. The transcript has 2 exons. The record is from RefSeq and is a predicted model, not a curated record. NCBI's taxonomy places the organism in Eukaryota, Fungi, Ascomycota, Sordariomycetes, Hypocreales, Clavicipitaceae.